Messenger RNA from Pseudozyma flocculosa PF-1, 825 nucleotides. RefSeq lists its product as uncharacterized. Bases 1 to 825 code for a protein of 274 amino acids. NCBI's taxonomy places the organism in Eukaryota, Fungi, Basidiomycota, Ustilaginomycetes, Ustilaginales, Ustilaginaceae. The transcript is spliced from 8 exons. The record is from RefSeq and is a predicted model, not a curated record.
AUGAUGAGCCCGAACCCCAACAUCAAGGCCAUCAUCUUUGACAUUGGCGGCGUCGUCGUCGGCAGCCCGCUCUUUGCCAUCAACGCAUACGAAAAGGACCACGGUCUGCCCUUUCAGUACCUCAACGUGGCCAUCACUGCGCAGGGCCACGGCGGUGCUUUCCAGCGUUUCGAGAGGAACGAGCUCGACCUGUACUCCUUCUACCGCCAGUUCGGCCACGAGCUCAGCAACGUCGAGGCCAACAACCGCCACUAUACCGCAUUCUGCAAGGCAAGGGGAAUGGAUGUCCCGGCGCUACCAAAGGAGCUCAAGAUCGAUGGAAGAGACCUCUUUGGCCAGAUGAUGCGACGCUCGCUCCAGGUCGACCCCAAGAUGUCGCACGCCAUCCAGAAGCUUCGCGCGACGGGGCGGUACAAGAUCGCCGCACUGACCAACAACUUUGCGCCACCCACCGCGCCCUCGACCCCGGCAGGUGAGCGUGGGGCAUCGGGCCCGGCACCGUCGCUCGAAGAGGAGCUCGACCACCUCGGCCUCGGCGCCAAGCAGGACGGCGUCAAGAACCUCUUUGACGAGUACAUCGAGAGCGCAAAAGUCGGCAUGCGCAAACCCGACCCCAACUUCUACCGGUACGCCCUCGAUCUCUUAAAGGUCGAGCCGAGCCAGACCGUCUUCCUCGACGACAUCGGCCACAACCUCAAGGCGGCAAAGGAUCUCGGCAUCUUUACCAUCCGCGUCAACUCAAAGGACUCCACCGACGCCCUCCGCCAGCUGUCCAAGGUCACUGGGCUCGAACUCCUUCCCGACCGCCAGGGCGCCAAGCUCUAG